Messenger RNA from Saccostrea cuccullata (small rock oyster), 2807 nucleotides. RefSeq lists its product as uncharacterized. The record is from RefSeq and is a predicted model, not a curated record. NCBI's taxonomy places the organism in Eukaryota, Metazoa, Mollusca, Bivalvia, Ostreida, Ostreidae. The transcript has 7 exons. The coding region runs from base 142 to 2367 and encodes 741 amino acids.
CCCGCGGUGUGAUGCUGAUAAGCCGGGAGGUCAGAAUAUGCAUAUUUCUUAUCUGAUAACGAGGCUCUACGUCAUAGAUACUCUUGAGUUCCCCACAGUUCUUUGUUUACUAUUAGCGAAAGCACAUGUACAUGAUGUAAAAUGGUCUAUUGCGCUGCAUUUGGAUGUAAUAAUAAGGCACAAAAGGGCAAAGGGAUAAGUUUUUUCACUUUUCCUAAAGAUGUUAAUCUCAGAAAGCAGUGGGCUCAUUAUUGUCGGCGAAAGGACUUUACUCCCACUUCAGGACACAGAUUAUGCUCUGAUCACUUUUCGCCCAAGUGUUUCCAACAAGACCCCAAGCUUCUCGGUGAAAUGGGACUUCAGGAAACAUUUAGGAAACGUUUGAGAAUAAAUGCAGUCCCAGAUGUGCCACUUUUGACCGAAGAAGAGCUGUGUAGCGAACAGACAACAGCAAAGGUCCGUGGAGCGUAUGCAAAGCGACAGAAAGCAGAGAUUAUUAAGGAAGCACUGAAAAAGAGUAAAGACACAGAAAAACCAAAGGAUACUGCAAGUGCUGUUGCCUCCAAAAGUGUUGAAACAAAAAACAAAAAAGUACAGGCUGAACUUCGCCCUCCGCAACGUACAAGAUUUCAUCAAACUGACGAGCGUAUUUUAGCGACAAAGAACAAGCUACGUUCAUUUGCAACACAGACAGACUCCAAAAUAACUAGAUAUCUAUCUCUUUCUCAAGAAUCUGCAAACUACAGUGAGGUUGAUGAUUAUAGUGAUGAAUCGGACAGUGAAGAUGAGGAAGAAUCAGAUGAUUUUUAUAUUCCAACAGAAGGAUCUGACCUUGAGGCUGAUGACGAUGAGGAUGGUGAAGGGGAAGUACAGGCAACCACAGUCAAGUUGCGACAAGAUGUCUCUCCGGUGGAGGAGAAACAGUUUUUGGUCAGUGAAACUGCACUUGCAGAAUUAUUGUCUGUUUGUAGGUAUUGCAGUGCAGAAUGUACCCCAAUCAUCAAAUUUGUUAGGGGUACCUUUAUCUACACUUCAUCAAAGUGCUUAAACAACCAUGAAUUUACCUGGAGCAGCCAGCCUUGUCACAACACUUUACCAUGGUCAAACCUUUUUACUGCCACUGCCAUUCUAACAAGUGGCUGCAAUGCUACAAAGGUAUUACAACUGUUUAAUAAUAUGAACCUGCAGAUGUUCACACCUAGAACCUACAACAGACUUCAAUCAUACUAUGUUGUACCUUCUGCAACAAGAACCUGGGAUUUUGAGCAGUCAGAACUACUUCAGGCAAUUAGACACGGACCUAGCCAGGAUGUUGUUGUAGGAGGAGAUGCACGGUGUGACUCCCCAGGAUAUUCUGCCAAAUAUGGUACCUAUACCAUCAUGGACCUUGAGAGAAACAAAAUUCUUGAUUUUCAGCUUGUGCAGAGUAAUGAAGUAAAGGGGUCUUCCCAUAUGGAGCUUGCUGGAUUAAAAAGAGCCAUGGGAUUUCUGAAAGAUCAUGUCAACAUAACAACCCUUGUGACAGACAGGCAUUCUAUGGUUAAGAAGCAUAUGAGAAUUUUCCAUGCAGACAAAAACCAUUAUUUUGAUGUAUGGCACAUUGCAAAAGGUGUUUCCAAAAAACUUGAAGCAGCAUCAAAAAAGGUCAACAGACAUCAAAUCCGACCAUGGAUUAAGUCAAUUGCCAACCACUGUCACUGGACAGCUUCAUCUUGUGAUGAUGAUGGGGAACUCAAGCAAGCUAAGUGGAAAUCAAUUGUGAACCACAUAGCCAACCAACACGAGAAUCACUCCCAACAAUAUCCUAGAUGUGAGCAUGCCCCCAUUGAAGAUGGCAGACAGUGGAUCAAAGAAGGUUCUGUUCCACACAAGUUAAUGAAGGAUAUAAUCCUCAGCCCCUUCCUUUUAAAGGACAUUGCCAAACUUUCGCCAACUCACCAAACAUACAGCCUCGAGGUGUUUCACUCAGUUGUGAACCACUAUUUACCAAAGAGCACCCAUUUUUACUAUCCAGCUAUGCUUGCAAGAUUGAGUGUUGCUGCCUUGCAUUUCAAUGAAAACAGCAGUAGACAACAGGCAAUGACAAAGGCUGGUGAGCUGCAAUAUGCAGUUUCUUAUCCAAAGGCAAAGAAAGGAUUGGAGGCAGUUGUAAAACCUAAGAAAAUUCCUCCAACAUUUAAUUAUGUGACCUUGAUUAAGCAGGCUGUCCAUGAACGGAGAAGUGUGGAAUGUCCUUCAUACAGAUGGGCUGCUGAUGAUAUUGCCGUGCUAAAUCAAGAUGUACCACUGCCGCUUACUCAAAACUUUGAGCAUUUUGAAAAGGCUGCCUUGAUACGCAGACACGCUUCAAGGUUUAUUCGAACGUGACAUUUCAAGUGCAUUGGACUAUUAUUAAAAAGUAAAGACAGUUGAAAUAAUCCAUUUGUAUAUUUUACAAAAAUUAUGAUAAUUUGUUCCGUAAAAUGUACAUUCAUCAUACAUAUAAUUAUCUUGCAUUUUAAUAUUGACAUUAUACAUGUAAUUUAUCAAGAUGUAUUAUUUUUUACAAUGAAUAGAAAUUUCACAUUGCAUAUUUGAACCCGCAAUAAUGUUCUGAGGGAAAUGCUUCUCGUAUCUUUGUCACUACACAUGCAGGCAAAAUUUUUCUGUGUUUUUUCCCAAGGAAAUGCCAGAUCCAUCUCACAAAUCUUCUGUAUGCAAGAUACCUGUAGAUUCUGAAGUUAAAAAAAAUCACAAUGUACAAGAAAUACUUGUUGAUUACAGAAAGAGUAAUUAAAUGGAAAUAAACUGAUAUUUCAUUGUCAUAA